Phyllopteryx taeniolatus (common seadragon) is the source of this 2658-nucleotide messenger RNA. RefSeq names its product beta-1,4-N-acetyl-galactosaminyl transferase 1b (gene b4galnt1b). The record is from RefSeq and is a predicted model, not a curated record. Gene Ontology annotation, molecular function: hexosyltransferase activity. NCBI's taxonomy places the organism in Eukaryota, Metazoa, Chordata, Actinopteri, Syngnathiformes, Syngnathidae. The transcript is spliced from 12 exons. Gene Ontology annotation, biological process: ganglioside biosynthetic process. Gene Ontology annotation, cellular component: Golgi membrane. The coding region runs from base 347 to 1939 and encodes 530 amino acids.
AGCUGCCUUUGGAUUAAUUGAUUAGUUGUAAGGAUGCUCGCACAGUUACUAUCUAUGGUUAAAAUGCUCCAACACUUGAUUUGUGCACCGCGGAGGUCCGGCAGUACGCAGCCUCAUGAGCGCACGCACCGCUCCUCGGCCUCCGCAUCCAUCUACAGGAGCACUGAGGAGGAGGAGGCUCCAUUUAAGAGUGGGGACCUCCUUGCAGACAUCCUACAGGGGAACCGAUUGCGAUGGGCCUUUGAAUUGAGAAGUGGAAGACACUUGCGCCACGCUUUCUGGUGAUGCCCACUGCAAUAGCGAAAGCCCUUGUCCUGAUUGGAUAGACGGAUUGUCAGGUGUUAGGAUGCGCUCCCUGAGGAAGACGGUGGUGUUCGGCAUCCUUGUGUCAGUGGUUCUGGUACUGGCUCUCAUGCACACGUGGCCCACCCGGGCCUACACCACAAUAGAGGUCUGGCAGCGACCAGGCCUCCUGCCAGAGAGAAAUCUGGAUGACCGUCUCCUGGAACCUGAUCCCCAGUUGAGCACCAUCCCCUUUCGUGUGCGCGAGAGUGUGGCAGGCUUGUUGGCACACAAUGGAUGCGUUUGUGAGAGCAAAGGGGUGAAUCUUCCCUUCUUCCAAAUCUUAUCGUCACGGGUGUUAGCGCUCCCGCUGCACACGGCCUUCAAGGCCACCGAGCUGGAGGAGGUGAAGAGGAGACGGGACAAGGAGUUCAAGAGUCUCCAGAAAAGGUUACAGACAUCAGCAGAUAUGCUCAUUAUUGCAGAGGCAAACAACCCGUUACAGUAUCCAACACAGGGGGUGGAGGUACGGCCCCUAAAAACAAUCAUCAUCCCAGGAUUGGCGUUACAGGACCUUCCCAAAGACCACCACUCAAUAAAUCUCACUGCCACGCUGGGGACGUUGAACGUUGCCGCGGAGGUGGACGGGGUUAAAAUCCAAGGUGAUGGCGAGAUGUGCAUGACGUUGUCAAGCACCCUCCUGACGAAGCUGAACCGACAGCUGCAGUUUGUCACAUACACGAACACACUGUUCCACCCCAACACAGCAGACACAGUGCGCUUUGAGACAGAGGGCCAUCAAACCAACUUCAUCAUCAAGAUCCGUCACAGUGUAACACCAAAACUGUACAACACAGGACCCGAAGGAGAGCACAACAUCAGUGCUCUGGUUACCAUAGCGACAAAGACGUUCCUGCGCUACGACAAGCUUCAAAACCUCAUCGACAGCGUCAGGAAAUACUAUCCAACCGUCACUAUUGUCAUUGCUGAUGAUAGUCAAAAUCCCCAAACCAUCUCUGGGCCUUACAUUGAACAUUACAUCAUGCCUUUUGGAAAGGGCUGGUUUGCUGGUCGGAACCUGGCCAUUUCGCAGGUGACCACCAAGUAUGUGCUUUGGGUGGAUGAUGACUUCAUCUUCACCAGCAAGACCAAGGUGGAGAAGCUUGUGGAUGUUUUAGAGAGGACCACUUUAGACCUGGUGGGCGGUGCAGUGCGGGAGGCCACAGGGUACACCACCACCUACAGGCAGACCAUAUCCACUGAGCCCGGGGAGGAGGAUGGGGACUGUUUGCACUUGAGGCGAGGGUUCCAUCACGUCAUCCAAGGCUUCCCCAACUGCGUGGUGACUGACGGGGUGGUUAACUUUUUCCUGGCUCGGACUGACAAAGUCCAGCAGGUUGGCUUUGACCCGCGCCUCAACAGGGUAGCUCACCUGGAGUUUUUCAUCGAUGGCCUGGGAUCUGUCCAUGUGGGCUCUUGUGACGACGUCAUUGUCAGUCACGCCAGCAAAAUCAAGUUCCCCUGGGCCAGCCAAUCAGAAAGUGACAAGGCCUACGCCAAGUUUCGUUACCCGCCGGCCUCCUCUGAUGCUUCGCAAAGCAAACUUGGCCUCCUUUUCUUCAAGAACAGAUUUCAGUGUUUGACUCGUGGUGAUUAGUUCACGUUCUCCGUACAUCCUGACUUGCCAAAGAGGACGUGAGUUUGACAAGGAUGCUUUUGCCGUUAUCUUUUUUUAAAUUUGUUUUAGGUGCCAUGGAACGUGUAUUUACCUACACAGUACAAACCAAACAGUAUAAAGAGUCUUUUUGUUUACAAAAACCAAGGUGUGUUUUGGCCAUUUGUGAACUUCAACUCAAAAUCCAGUCCACAUUAUCGUUGUGGCUGGUCAAAGGGGAGGCCUCCCACAAAGUGACAAUUCUGUAAAUACACAGCGCAGAGGGAGGCUCCCUGUCUAUAAGGCCACACGAGGGACACAUUGCAAACAUGUAGCACCUAAUAUUGGGACCGGUUUGGCUUUUAAGUAUUUUGAUUGUUUUGCUAACCUUCAUAAUGCUGAAUUCUUGUUCGAGACAAGUGUCUAAAGGGGGAGAAGCUUUUGUCCAUCAUCACUCCUGCCUGAAAAUGUGGGCAACCUGAUCUGGGAGUGUGUGCGUGUGUGUGUGCUUGCCUGUGUGUGUGUGCGUGCGUGUGUGUGUGUGUGUGUUCAAAUUACCACGGGCCAUCAGAGACAAUUCAGCACACACCUUGAUGAAAUGUACGCAUACACACAAUUGAAAAUUAUUUCGCUCAUGUACACAAGUGCAAUGUUUUUAUGGGUCAUUUUCAUAUAAAUUGGUCAACAACAAAAAAAUUAAUAAAUAAAAACAUUCUAAUUAA